AUGUUAAAUACACUUUUAAAUAUCACAACAUCCUAUAAACCUUCGGAAUGUAAAGAGAAAAAUAUUUUAAAUAAUAAGGUUUGUUUUAAAGAUAAAUAUAAUAAAGAAGAAGAAGAUAAUCGAAAAAAAAGUGCAAAUAAUUUUAAUAUUAAUAUUACAGAUAAUAAUAAUGAAAAAAAUAAUAAUAAUAGUUCACCAACUAUUCCCAAUUCAAUAAAAAGUAAUUUAGAUAGCAAUGUUAAUUAUAAUAACAUGCAAAACGGACACUUCGAAAAAUCGAGUAAUAGUACCAAAUGCAUGGCUUAUAAUUUACAAGCUAAAGAGGUUAAUAAUACGACAGGUACUGAUAAUAGUAAUAAUAAUUGUGAUGAUAAUACAAAUAAAAAUGAGGCGUUAAAUAAGUUUGAAAACAAGGAAAAUGAUACUAUAAUGAGCAUGACUUUGUCAGGUAAAAAUAGUGCAGUGGACUUUGAAAAGAAUAGUAAUAAUAAUAGCAUUAAUGACAAUGCUAUUAUUAAUAGUAACAGAAAUAAUAACAUUGGUGAUUUGAAAAAUUCUGAGAAUGUUAAUAAUUCACAAGAUAAUCAUAAUAAUUUGAUUAAAAAUCAUGAACUUGUUAAUAAUUCAAAUUUUACGAUUCAAGAUACAUCAAGUACUUGUAAUGUAAAUGAAAGUUUUGCAGUUGCUACUGCCAAUAAUACAUCUUCAUCUCUCCAUAAGGAAGGUAAUAAUAACAAUUGUAGUAGCAAUAGUGAGGUAAUAUCAGAGGUGGAUUGCAGUCAAGGGACUGUAAAAAACGCAUCUAGCGUUGCCAUUUCCUCCGAUAUAUUGCCUAAGCCUAGUAAUGAUUAUAAUAAAAUUGAAAACAGUGAUGAAAAAUGUGAUAAUGCAAAUAAUAAUAGUCAUAAUAAUCAAGAAUCGAAAAUAAAUCAAUUUAGUGAAAGUAAAAAAAAUAGUGAGUCCAAUGUUAAUGACAAAAUAAACAAUUGCACUAGUAGUAAUAAUAAUGCCGGAGAAAAUAAUGACAAUAAAAAUAGUUAUGGAAAUAGCUCAGGAAAUCAUAAUAACAAUAACAAUAAUAAAGGAGGGUCUGGGAAUAGGUCAGGAAAUAAUAACAACACAAGUAACAGUAAUGGUGGUGGAAGUGGUACUGAUCCCAAUGGAAAUGAUAAUAAGGAUGACAAUAAUGAAAAAGAUAAGGACAAAAAUAAUAAUAACAAUAUAAAUGAUAGUAAUAGUAAUAAUAAUGAUAAAAUAAAGAAAAAAGAAAAUAAUAAUAAAAAUGGAGAUCCAAAUGCAAAAAAAACUAAUAAAAAUGUAAACGGUAAUGAUAAUAAUGAAAGCAAAAAAUCGAACACAAAAUCUUUGAUAAGUAACACAAAUAGUAGUAGUACAAUUUCUGGAAGCUCACUAAAUGCUGAUGCACCUGAGUUUGUACCAUCUACUAAAUCUGGACAAGGUAAUUUACAAUUUAAUAAUUUAAUGUGGGGUAAUUAUUAUCAUGAUAUUCCAAAUAAUUCGUUUGCUAAUAUGCAAAAUGUUAAUUUGAUGAAUAUGAAUGGAUUAGGAACUAAUAAUAACAUUAUGAUUCAAAACCCAUUAAUAGAUAAUAUGGGAAAUAUAAAUAAUGAUACAACAGGUAAUAAUUUAUUAGGAAUUCAAAAUUCUAGUAAUAAUAAUAACAAUAAUAAUGCUGGUACAGUUAUUGAUUCAAAUUUAAAUGGAUAUGGUAAUAAGGCUGGUGGUAUUGCAGGUUCAAAUUCUGUUAAUAAAAAUAAUACAAGUAGUGUAAAUGCUAAUACAGCUCUUGGCGGUCAAUUUAAUGGUGUAGAUGGGAAUGAAAAAUUUACUGACAAAAGUAGUAAUACAACUCCUAUAUCUGGAAAUAAUUCCAAAGUAAAUAAUAAUAAUAUUCAUAGUAUUAAUACAGAAGAUGGUAAUAAAAGUUUAGGAGGAACAGGGCCCAUAGAUUCAACAUAUUUAAAUCAUAAUAUGUUAGAAGGAGGAAAAAAUUUAAGGCCUAAUAAUUUUAUGAAUAGUUCAGAAAAUGCAAACGGAUUUGAUAAUGCAGAUAUGCAUAACACAAAUAAUAAUAAUAGUAAUAAUAAUAAUGCACAUCAAAAUUUUCCUGGUAAUAAUUCAAUGAUGCAUCAUCAUCCACAUCAUCAUAAUUUUUAUUUAAAUCCUCCAUAUUUAAUUAAUAAUCACCCAAAUGGUUUAUCGGGACAUCAAACUAUUUUUACUUCAAUACCUUAUGGAGGUGGAGGAGUUGCUGCUGCAAAUAAUGGUGACAUACAUCAUGAACUAUCUUUUCCGCAACCUCCAGUUUAUAAUCAUUUUGGUAAUAAUUCAAUGAAUGGUCAAAAAAAUGCAAACUUAAAUAUGAACCCAUAUAAUUUUAUAUCUUGUGGUAUACCCGGUGCAGGACCAUUAGGCACAGGGGGACCUAUAAAUAUGGCUGGUCAUCAUCAUAUGGAUCCUCAUUUUUUAAACAGUACUGAUAAUGUUCCAAUGAAAUUACCUUAUAAUCAUAUGGGCCAAACAAACAGAAGAAAUAGUAUGUUUGCUCAUUUUGGUAGUAAUGUUAAUUUACAUGGUCCUAAUAAUAUUAAUGAGAAUAAUUAUGAUAUAAAUUCAAAUAAUAAUAAUAUGAAUCCGUUACUUUCUGCUAACAUAGGAGGACCAGGAUAUGUUUUCAAUUCUUCUUAUAAUUCUAUGCAACCUGGUGUUAUGCGAUUAAACACAGAUGGCACUAGCUCAACAGCUACUAAUAAUACACCUAAUAAUGCAAAUAAUAAUGCAAACACGAAUAGUGCAAAUAAUAAUUCAGCUGCUAGUGGUAGUAAUAAUACAGGUAGUUUAAAUACUAGCGGAAGUGUUAUGGGUCUAAACAAUCCCAUCAUUAAUCCAGGAGUAAAUGUUCCUAUUCCUCAUCACCAUAUAGAUAAUAUAAAUAACCCAAUGCAUAUGAAUGGCAUGCAUAUGAAUCACGGGCUUUUGAUGAACAAUGCAAAUAUGAGUAAUAUGCAUAACAUGGGUAAUCAUGUUCCUAUGGGUAAUGUAGGGACUAUGGGUGCUGGUAUUGUAGGACUUGUUGGUGUUGGUGGUAUGGGAGGAAUGAAUGCUACUGGAAAUAUGGCUAAACAACCGAAACGGCAAAGUGUAUAUAGUGAUAGAAAUGCAGGAAUGAAUAAUAAUAGUAAUAAUAAUGCUGAAAAUGUCGGAGCAAAUAAUAAUACGACUGGUAGUGGUGCAAAUAAUAAACAAUAUAAUAAUAAUUACAAAGAAAAUAAAAAUGCUAUGAAAAAUAAUAUGGGUAAUGGAAAUGAAGCAUUAAAUAAUUAUAAUUAUGGAAUGAAACAUGAAAAUAAUAAAAAAAAUAGUAAUAGAUAUAAUUUGAUGAAUAAUACAGGUGAUAAUUUUAAUACUAACUAUAAUUACAAUGGAAGUAAUACAAUGAAAAAUAAUCCAGCUAAUGCAAAAGGUUCAUAUAAUAAUAAAGGAGGAAAAGAAGAAUCAAAUAAUUUAGCAGGAGGUAAUAAUUUUUAUAAUAGGAAUGGUACAAAUACUUCUACUACUGGAGCCGGAGGUUCUAUAACAACUCCAACUGGAAGUACUACUAAUAAUGCUAAUACAUCUAAUGAUAACAAUAAAGAAUCAGGAGCAUCUGGAGAUGCACCAAAUGAUUCCCCAGCUGAUUUAAACGAAAGUAAUAAUACAAAAUCGAAUAAUAAUAAAGAUAAUUUCCAAUAUGGAAAUUAUAAAGGAAAAAAUAAUUAUUAUUUAAAUAGUUCAAAUGAUAAAAAUAGUAAAGGACAUAGUAAUACUGCAUCAAAUCAAAAUUCUGCUACCACUAGUAACAAUAAAGAGGAUUAUAAAAGUGGUAGAAAUUAUGGAAGCAACAAAAUUGGUGACGAUAAAAGUGGAGGCAAUGCAUCUAAAAAAGAUGCAGGAAAGGAAAACACAAAUAAUAAUAAUAACAGUGGUAGAUAUGGAAAACAAGGUGAUAAUUGGACUAAAAAAGGAUAUGGCACAAAUAGUAGCAACACGUCUAAUAAUGUCAAUUCAAGAGCCAAUACUAGUACAACCAAACAUGGAAGUUAUUCGAAUAGUAAAUAUAAUACGGGUUCUGAUCGACGAAAUAGUAAUACUAGGUAUGAUGAAGGGGGUAAUAAAACAGACAAAUUAGGCUACAAAACAAAUGAUAAAAAAGGAAAACCUGAAGAAGAUAAACAUAGUAAGGAAAACAGAAGCAAUAGUAAUAGCAAUAUAGGAAUAAAUAAUAACCAAAUUAAUGAAAGUGGAAAUAAAAACUCUAAUACGAAUCCAAAUAACGAAGAAAAUAAUAAAGUAGGAUAUAAUAAUUUAAAGAAUGUAAAGAAUGGUGAUAAAAAGAAUAUGGAAUUUUCAUCAUGGGUAAAAAUAGCUAAAAUGAAUCCUAAUAGUAAAAAGAAAAAUGAAAAAGUAAAUGCAUCAAGUUCACAAACAGAUAAUGCAACAGCUUCUGCAAAAAAUGGAAAUACAGAUGAUACAAAUCAUAAUUAUAGUAAUAGUCGAAACUAUAAUAAAGGAGCUGGAUAUGGAAAAGGAUCACAUGGAGAACCAUCACAAGUAAAUGAAGAAAAUGAAGCCUCAUUAGGAUCUCCAAAUAAAGAAUCUAAAAAAAAUACUGAAAUGAAAGAAGAUUCCAAAAAAGAAUCACAUAUAUUAAAUAGUGCAAGUAACACAAACCAACGUUAUGAUAGUAAUAGUAAAGGAUUGAAAAAGAGUAGUGGUAUUGAUGAUAAAGUAAAUGGAAAUAUAAAAGGAAAAACAAUUGGAAGCUAUUCGGGAAGUAGUAAAAAUUAUAUGAGCGAAGAAAAUCGCAAUAAAGAUUCGAAUAGAUCAAAGGGUGUUGAUAAUAAACAUAAAAGUAGUAAUAGUAAUAAUAUGAAUACAAACAAUAGUAGUAAUAAAAAAAUAGAUUAUAAUGAUAAAAAAAAUAUUUCAAAUAAUUUAAAUACAAAUAAUAAUAGCUAUUCACAUAGACAACGAGAAAAAUUAAAAAUAAAAAAUGUUGAGAUAAAACAAAUAGGAGAAAAAAUAGUUCCAAAUGUCUCAUCCUCUUCUGUUAGAAAUAGUAGUAUUGGUCAUAAUGAAAAUGAAGAUAAAAAGGAUGUUGAAAAAAACAAAAAUAAUAAUACCCAUACUAGUGACAAUGUAAAUGAAAAAAAAGAAACUGACGAAGUUACAAAGGAUGAAAUAAAACAAACUGCUAAUGUAAAUGACAAAAAUUAUAGCGAUGAGGAAAAUGCAGAUAAUAAAGAUUUAACAAAAAAAAAUGAAACUACCAAUGUUAAUAGUAAUGUAAAUAAGAAUAAAGAAAAUGGAAAAGAUGAACAAGUUAAUGGUCAAACAAAUAAUUUCGAUGAUAGCGCAAAGGGAAAAAAAAGCAGUAUAUUUAGUCAAAGUAAAAGUCCUUAUAAAUAUGGAGCAGAAGGAGAAUAUAAUCCCAAUACAUCUAACGAAAAUAAUAAUAAAACAGGAUCUAAUAAUAAUAAAGGAAGUUUAUGGAAUGGAAAAAUAUCUUUUGCUGAAAUGGCAAAACGUCGACCUAAAAAAGAUUCAAAAGAUAUUUCAAAAGAAUGGAGUGGUAAUAAUAGGUCAGGUCAAACUGACAAAAAGGGAAGUAGUUUCAACAAAAAUGGAAAGGGAUUAAGAAGAACUGAUGAUGGUUAUACAAAACAAGACCAAAAUAGUAAUGCUGCUUAUGAUGAAAAAAGUGAAAUAAAUGAUGAGGAAUUAAUAAAAGAAGAUGAUAAUGAUGGAGUAAAGAGAGAAGAUGAAAUUGAGAAUGUAGAAGGCGAAGAAAAAAUCGAUAUCAAUAAAAAUGGAGAUGAUGUCGAAACUUCUAAUGAGCUAGCAAAUGACGGAAAAGAAAUAAUAAGUGCAUCUAAUAAAGAUGCAGAAAAUAGAACCACUGAAGAGGUUGAUGGUGAAGAAACGAAAGAAAACAAAGCUAACACUGCUGAUGAUAAAAUAGCUAUGAAUGCUAGUGAAGAUGUAAUUAGUGGUAAGACUAAUGAUGAUGAAAAGGAUGGAGAAAGUAAAUUGAACAAUAAAGAAAAAGAAAAAACAGAAGAAUUAGAUUCUGGAAAAUCUAAAAAAAAUGAUGAUGAAAGUGAAAAUAAAAAUGUAGGAUCAGAUAUGAAUGGUGACAAGCUAAAUGAUGAAAAUUUGUUAGAUCCAAAACAAAAAGAAAAACAAAAAAAAAUCGAAAAAUGGCAAGCAGAAAAAAGAUUUACAAAAAUUGAUUUAUUAGAAAUUUAUUUAGGGCAUAAUUGGAGUUUAGGAGGUGAAAAUUUUAAUUUUGUUUUAUCCCAAGACAAUACAACAGAUACACAUUAUAAAGGAAAUAAUUACAUGCACAAUAAUAUGAAUUCCAAUGAUGAUAAUAAUAACAGUUCAAACAUGAAUAACAUGCAUAUAAAUGAUACAAAAAAUGUAAAUACUUAUAAUAAUAAGAGAUAUAGUCAUUCAGGAUAUAACCAUGGAAAUAAUAUGAGCAACGCUCAAAUGAAUCAAUACAAUAUUCAUAAUUCAGGAGGAAAUAAUGCUAAUAAUAUGGGAGGUAAUAAUAAUUAUGAUAAAAAUAUGCAAGGUAAUCAAAAUUCGAAUAGUGGUAAAGGUGGUGAUGAUGGAUGGCGACAUUCCUUUUCUAAAAAUAUGCAAAAUAAUAUGCAUAUGAAUAGUGGAAAUAAUAAUAUGAAUUAUAUGGAUGGAAAUCAUAAUGAUCCUAAUAAUAUGAAUGGAAAUAAUAAUAAUGGAAAUCAAGGAGGAAAAGGUAAUAACUUUGAAUGGAGAAAAGGAGAUGGGGAUAAAUUAAAAGGAUUCUUUGAUUCAACAAGAGCAGUUGAAUCACCAGAUGCAUGGAGAAAUAAUAAUGCAGGACAACAAAAUGGUAGUGGAAAUAAUUCUAAACCUACUAUGUCUGAAAAUAGUUGGUUAGUAAAACAGAGUCAACUAAAAGCUGAUAAAUAUACAUGCUUAAUGAGAAAAUUAAGAGGUAUUUUAAAUAAGCUAACAUUUGAAAAAUUUGAUUUAUUGUAUGAACAAAUAAUAUUAGUAGAUAUAUCAAAACUUGAAGAAAUAAUUGGAUUAAUGAAAUUAGUUUUUGAAAAAGCUGUAACUCAACAUCAUUUUGUACAAAUGUAUGUACAAUUAUGUAAAAAAUUAAAUAUACAUUUUCAUAGUAUGAAAUUAGAAGAUGGAUCUGUUGUUCAAUUUAAAAAGAUUUUAAUAAAUCAAUGUCAAGAUAGUUUUGAAAAUAAUUUAAAACCUAUAGAAUUUCCAAGUCAUUUAAAUGAAGAUGAGAAAUUUGAAUUUGAACAAAUGCAUAAAAAUAAAGUAAGAGGAAAUAUGUUAUUUGUUGGUGAACUAGUUAAAUCUGGAAUUAUUUCUAUACCUAUUGUUUUUGUAUGUAUUAAUCAAUUGCUAGAAAAGAGAGAUAGUUAUAUAUCUCAAAAGAAUGACACUAACGAAGGAAAUCUUCAUUUAGAAGCAUUAUGUAUGUUUUUAAAUACAGUUGGUGAAAUAUUAGAUACUCAUGAAAAAUCAAAUCAAGAAGAAGUUAAAAAUUUAUACAAUAAAUUAAAUGAAAUUGUAAAUGAUGAAAGUAUAUUAUUCCGUGUUAGAUGUUUAAUUAAAGAUGUUAUUGAUAAUAGAAAUGAAAAAUGGAAUAAAAAGUUUGCUCAUAAAUUAGAAGGUCCAACAACAUUAAGUGUAUUACAUGAUAAGAUAUUAAAAGAAACAAUUGAUCAAAAUAAUCGAAUAUUUUCUGGUAAUAACUCAGGUAAUUAUCAUGACAAUAAAAUGAAUAGUAGCUUAAAUAAUAUGCGAAAUAAUUUACUUAGAAAUUCUAAUUAUGGCAUGAAUAAUAAUAGUGGAAAUAUUAAUAAUAAUAUUCCAUAUGGAAUGAACAAUCAAAUGAAUAUGAGAGGUAUGGGAAAUACAGGAAUGAAAAAUAUGGAUCAAAAUAAAAAUAUGAAAAAAAUGUCAAUAAAUAUUAUAAAAAAUAAAAAUGCAUCUUCUAAAAUGAUGAGUGAUGAUAUGAAAUUUGGGCAAAAUGCUGGAACUCAUUUUGGUGAAGGAUCUGGAGCAUUUGGUGCUGACAAUAAUACUGGUGGUAAUUAUUAUGAAAAUAAUUCAAAAAAUAAUAUGUCAUAUAAAAAUCAAGGAUUUAUAGGAAACGACAAUAAUAAUAAUAAUAACUCAGGUACUGGUGGUAGUUCAUCAAACACUCCUAAUAAUAAUGCAAAUUCCAAUAAUGGACUUUUUGGCAAUAUAGGUUCAAUGUUUACGAAUAAAGAAACUAAAAAUGAGGGUAAUUUCUUUUCAAGAGUUUUUAGCUUGAAAAAAAAUCAAAAGAAUAAUGCAGCCAGUGGUGGAGCACAAGAUCCAUCAUUUAGAGGUGCAGAUGUGAAUACAAAUAAAACUAAUGAAAAUAAUAUGAAUGGGGUUGAAAAUCAAAAUAAUAAAGAUACAAAUAAAGCAAAUACAAAUGAGAAUGAACAAAAUGAUUAUUCCUAUGUUGAAGAUUAUCUACCUAAAAUUAAUGAACUAAUGGAAUUAUCUACAAAUAUAAAUGAAUGGGAUGAAUUAACAAAAAAAUUUGAGGAAUUAAAUAUUCCAUUGAAAUAUAAUGAAAAGUUACAAAAUACCAUUUUAAAAUUAACUUUAAAAAAAUAUGCAUGCAAUAAAUAUUUAGAAAGAAGUGAAAGUUACUUUAAUUGGUUAAUUGCAACAGCUUUGGCAAAUAAAAUAGAUUUAGUAUCAUUUAAAUCAUGUUGGAAAUCUUUCUUUUUAGAAACUGAUGAAAAUAGUUAUGAAUAUACAAAAGAAGAUUAUCCAUUAUUGCCAUUCUUAGCUAAAAAUUUUAUAAAAGCAGUUGAACUUCAUGACACUAAUCAUAUUCUUUAUGAUGUAGAUUCAUUGAAUGAGAUCAAAAAUGUUGUAUAA
Plasmodium vinckei vinckei is the source of this 8997-nucleotide messenger RNA. RefSeq names its product polyadenylate-binding protein-interacting protein 1, putative. The coding region runs from base 1 to 8997 and encodes 2998 amino acids. The transcript has a single exon. NCBI's taxonomy places the organism in Eukaryota, Apicomplexa, Aconoidasida, Haemosporida, Plasmodiidae. Gene Ontology annotation, cellular component: eukaryotic translation initiation factor 4F complex. The record is from RefSeq and is a predicted model, not a curated record. Gene Ontology annotation, molecular function: protein binding; translation initiation factor activity; mRNA binding.